GAAGAUUACAGCUGUUUUUUUCAUAGUCUUCUCCAUCUUUGCCCAGGGGUUCUCUGGCAUCAAAGUGCAUCAUAGAAUGUCCAUUAACACUACGGCUGGCCAGAACAUCAGCCUGCCAUGCGUUAUAGAGACAGAUGAAAAAAACAUCGCCCAGAUCCAUUGGAAGAGGAUUACAGCAGGAAAUAAAGAACACAGCAUUGCGAUCUUCAACCCCCAGUUCCCGCCAGUAAAAUAUGAGUGGAACAACGUCUCUCUGGAUAUCGAGGAUCACAGCCAGAAACUGAGGGGUUCGAUCCUGCAGUUGCAGGAAGUGGACAACUGGGCCAGUGGCCAGUACAUGUGUGAGCUGACAAUCUUCCCUGAUGGAACAGUCAAGAGGGUCACAAAUCUACUGGUCAUAGACGUCAAGCUAUCUGCCAGCGUGACAUGGCUAAACCAGAGUGCAGGAGAGGGGGUCAAGGUGAUGAUCCUCUGUAACAGCACUCCCUCUGCAGACAACUAUUUCCUCUGGCCCUCCAAGGAUAAAUCAUCAGUUUUAAGGAACGAGACAGGAUUGUUCCUGCUGCACGAGGUGAUGAGGGAAAGCGAUGAUGUGUAUGUCUGUCAGCCAGAAUGGUCACUGAGUCACCCUCUCCAUGGACAGAACCUCACUACUCAAGUGCGAGUCUGCUGCAAGUGUGAUGAACCCUCACAUUCACACAAGGGAGGCCACAGACUGUGA
Megalops cyprinoides (Indo-Pacific tarpon) is the source of this 721-nucleotide messenger RNA. RefSeq lists its product as uncharacterized. Gene Ontology annotation, biological process: cell-matrix adhesion; inflammatory response. The coding region runs from base 77 to 721 and encodes 214 amino acids. The record is from RefSeq and is a predicted model, not a curated record. NCBI's taxonomy places the organism in Eukaryota, Metazoa, Chordata, Actinopteri, Elopiformes, Megalopidae. The transcript has 5 exons.